AGGAGAUUAUAUUGUUGUCCAUCCCAUCUCUUUUCUUCUUCUUCUUCUCCUCCAGGGCCAGGCAGCGUGCACAUUUUGACAGAUGAGAAGAAUUUUUGAGAGCAGCUGAGUGAUUUCCGUGGGUGGAUUAUCCAUUUAUUGACCUGUUGGAUAAAAGAGUUGCCAUGGAAACUAUUUCUCUCCUCCUCUCCUCGCUGCUGGUGUGUGUGGCUGCUGUGGCAGACGUGGAUGUUCAGGAUGAAAAGGAAAAGGAGGACAACCCCUUUGUCUAUGACUACGAGAGCCUGAGGAUUUGUGGACUGGCAUUAGCUGUGGUGCUGUUCACACUGGGAAUCCUGCUCAUCCUUAGUCGACGGUGCCGCUGCAGUAUCAACCAGAAGCCCAGGGCCCCUGGAGAUGAGGAGGCGCAGGAGGAAAAUCUCAUCGUCUCAAAGGCUGCGGCUGCUGCCAAAGAGACUCCAGCGGAAAACUGAGGCAGCUCCUCCAUCAUCAGCUCAAACUGCCUUCUGAGAGGACACAUUUGACGUGAAUCCACUGCUAUUAUACUAUAAGUGAUGAUAAAUGAGGUAUGACCAGAUGUGAUACAAUAUGUACAUAAAUCAUACACCCUUUAGCCCAGUCGUACUUCGUUGUGACGUAGCAGUCCUCAGUGCUCCCUUGUCUCUACUCGUGCCUUCAUGUAGACGUUCUUCACUUUUGACUGUACUGUACUGUACUGUAUUGUGUCUCGGCUAUUAUAUAAUAGCACCUUUGACACAAUUUGAUGGUCUAUGACGCUAGAAAAUGUGUCAAUGUGGUGUGGUCCUGUUUGUUUUGUAUUCCCGACUACUGCUUUUAGACUUCAGGAGUUUUAGGUAGCACUUUUCAAUAAGGGUACCCAUAUGAAUGUUCGCCGUGUGUAAAUCCUGCCAUCGAUCCAUCAGUCGGUCACAGACUUUGAUAGAAGUUGGAUCAUUUUAUUUUUCUUCAACAAAUAAGCUAACCCAGCAUGAUGUUGCUGUAAAAAUGUGACAUACGACAGUUGUCACGUACAGGUGCUCCUUGGUUUACGUCAUUCCGAGUUUGGUCGUCUCGUGGUUACGUACGUAACACCGUCAAUUCAUGAAAAACCUCAUAUUGGUGACGCACAGCCACACCACUCUCAACAUUGGGCUACUGUCGGACGCAACUUUGCCAAAACAACAUCAGCAAAAUCAUCAAAUGUCCUCCCUGCACAGUCAGGACACAUGUCACGUUCAAAGACAUUCAGAAAUGACAAAACUCUUUAUAAUCUGCUCCUCUUAUAUAGUGCUAUUAUUUUAUUACUGUUUCAUUUAUUUCUUGUAUUUAGUUCUUUUAUUGCUGCAUAUAUAAAUACAUAAAUACUUUGCGUUAAUUAAUACAUCUUGCAGUUUCAUGGUUGAAUAUAGUCUAUUAUUAUUAGUUAAUUUUUUUAAACCAUAUUUUUCGAGCAUAAUAAUGGUUAAAUGAACCAAAUUACAAAUAGAAGGCAUUCAGAAGACACAUGUUGCACAUUGGUCACUGGGUGUCAGUAAUGUUACUGUAAUGUACGGUGAGACACACAAGCACCAGACUUGAUGGCCGGAGCAACAUUAUCUCACGAUAAUCCUGAAUAAAAUCACAGGUGACUAUUGUGGUUGUAACCCAUGGGAACACAUUUAUAGCAACAAACACAAAUCAUAUUUAUGUCUUAAAUGCCUUAUUUUCUUUUAUUAUGCCUACUUUACUGGGUAAUACAAGUGUAAAGGUGACUAUAGGGGUGUUUUUUCAUGUGUUGAGGGCACUAAUUAUAUUAAUAAACAUAUUUAGAUUUUUUUUUUAAAUGCUCUAACUAUGAAAAUAUUUCAUUUAUAAAUAAGAAAUCCUACUUUGCGGAAAUUCACUCAUUCACAGUCACGUCUGGAACCGAUUAACUCUACAUCGGAAUCUAGGAACGGCACUGGUACGUCACCCCAUGACCACCUGUAUAUGUAAGUAGAUCAGGUGCCAAAUAGCCAGCAGCAAAUAAAAAAUGGCUUCUUGCUUCAGAUCAGGUGUUUUUUUUAGUUUUGCAUAGUCCUUUGUGGGAAAGUCAUAAGGUUACCCUUGUUGUAAAGCGGUACAAGAGUGUUUUCCUAUGUUGUCAAAUGUCACCAUAUAUAUAUAUAUACACACAAACACACACACAUAUAUAUAUAGUAUAUAUGUAUAUCUAUAUAUAGUAUAUUAAAGAAGAAACAACAAUAAGGUUUGAAUGUAUGGAAGCGUGCAUGUACAUGUACAUGUCAACGUGUGUCAACGUGUUGUAUGAGACAAUCGAAUCUGCUAAUAUCCACUGCAGUAUUUUGAGAUCAGCUGUCUCACUGCCAUUGCACCCUCCAUUGGGAAUGACGAGUCCACCUGGAGACACUCUUGUCAAAGAGACCUCUUUUGUUGUGUUGACUUGGCAGUCACAUACGAAAAAACAUUGCCAGUGCGACCGUCAACAAUUUCUGUUUUUGAAGACGACAAGCACUUUUGUCCAGCCGCCGCAUGACGCCUCGUUGUGUCGCAACAUGUCGUGCUUUUGACAUUUAAGAGAAAUAAAUCUGUCUGAAGACUCACA
Doryrhamphus excisus (bluestripe pipefish) is the source of this 2584-nucleotide messenger RNA. It is a transcript of the gene fxyd6, whose product is annotated as FXYD domain containing ion transport regulator 6. Gene Ontology annotation, cellular component: membrane. Gene Ontology annotation, biological process: regulation of sodium ion transmembrane transporter activity. Gene Ontology annotation, molecular function: sodium channel regulator activity. NCBI's taxonomy places the organism in Eukaryota, Metazoa, Chordata, Actinopteri, Syngnathiformes, Syngnathidae. The record is from RefSeq and is a predicted model, not a curated record.